Molecule: messenger RNA, 2708 nt
Organism: Apis florea (little honeybee)
Lineage: Eukaryota; Metazoa; Arthropoda; Insecta; Hymenoptera; Apidae
Product: thrombospondin type-1 domain-containing protein 4
Cellular component (GO): extracellular matrix
Source: RefSeq, a predicted model, not a curated record
GUGAAAUAUGGCAUUGUGAUUUCAAUGACAGCCGAGGGAAUUAAAACUGAAUCGUGUGGUGUGAUGCAAAACGACUGUCGUGCUCGAAAAAUGACGAAUAAUUGUUCUCGAGAUCGCUUCGAAUCUCAUCUGGAAGAAUAUUAAUGGGAAGAAGCUUGUGGAAGAUGAUACGUGGAGCGUGAACCGGAAGAAGAAUGUUCUCCAAGAUGGAUCAAACGAUUCUUCUCUCUCUGCUGAUAUCAUUGACGUGUUUUCUGAAUUGCUGCGAUGGACAUUUAAUCGAUGGGAUUUUCACGGAACCGACCUUGGAACGGGGUUACAAUUUGGUUGCCACGGUUCCUCGUGGUGCUGUGGUUUUGAACGUGACACAAUUACGUCACACGGAGAAUUAUUUGGCGGUCAAGUUGCAAGAUGGUAGCUACGUGUUCAAUGGAAAUUACAGCAUAAGUCUGCCUGGUAAAUAUCAAGCGGCAGGGACUACCUUCGUCUACGUUCGUCAAAGUCCCCAGAAUUUGGAAAGUUUCUCUGCCAUUGGCCCGUUGGAAGAGCCCAUUGAUGUUAUGGUUUUAUAUCAAGAACCGAAUCCUGGGAUUGUAUAUAGAUACGUGAUCCCUGGAAGUGGGGUGUCUCCGAGUUCUCAUCUCGGACAUAGAACGGUUUCUAACAAGGCUGGUGAAGCUAUUCCUCACAGAAAAGUGGAAGCCGGUUCUAAUAUCAAUGAUGGAACGCAAACAUAUCUUCCAAGACGGUACAAGAAAAGAAAAUUCUUUUGGAAACCAAGCGGUUAUACCGAGUGUAGUAAAACUUGUGGCGGAGGUAUUCAGAUGUUGAAGUAUGUAUGCACGAGGGAACACACACAGACACCUGUGCCUGAAAAGAGAUGCCACGCGUUAGAAAAACCGCGAGAAACUCAAGUACGAUGCAAUACUACACCUUGCCUACCCAGAUGGAGAGCAGGCCCGUGGAGCCAUUGUUCGGUUACCUGCGGUAGCGGUACGCGUUCCAGAAGCAUAGAAUGCGUACAAGUAACAGCAUCGUUGAUAAUGAGAAUAGCCGAUGGCGCCUGCGUGGAGCCUAAUAUUUUUCCUACUUCCGAGGUUUGCGAAAUGCCACGCUGUGAACUCGAAUCGAAGGUAGCACCAACAACAUUACCGCCUCCGCAAUGGAGCGUGGGCACAUGGUCCACGUGUUCCACAACUUGCGGUCCAGGUACGAGAACAAGGAGUGCAACGUGCGUGACACAAGGCCCUACGUGUAAUCUUGCAGAAAAGCCUAUUACUCAAGAUGCUUGUGAUUUAGGAGCCUGUACCACUAAAUCGCCACAAACGAAUGCUAUUUCCACGAGAAUCGAAAGUUCGCAGUGGUUGUACACUGAAUGGUCCGAGGAGUGUUCCGCCGAAUGUGGAGUCGGUAUGCAAACGAGAAAGGUGUUCUGCGAAAAAGAUCCGGAGGGAGAAUUUUGCGACCAAUCGACAAGACCUGAAACUUCAAGAACCUGUUCCAGCAACAGAACCUGUAGUGGACAAUGGUUUACGGGACCAUGGACCGCGUGUUCCACGGAAUGUGAUCAAGGAGAACAAGUCAGAGAAGUAGCCUGCAUAACUACGCUUCGUGGAUCUCUUCGUGUUGUUCUCGACAUGAAUUGCCCUGCGAACAAACCGGAAAGUCGAAGAUCUUGCACCGCUCCACCAUGCACAUCCUCGUGGUUUAUAUCAGACUGGACAGAAUGCUCCCGAUCGUGUGGAAAAGGCUUUCAAAAGAGAGAAGUAAAGUGUCUGAACAGAGAGGGUCAGAUACCGGAACACCACGAGCUCCAUUGCAAAGAAAAGGAUCGACCUAUAUCUCGACGAACUUGCAACGACUAUCCUUGUAAGGAGGACAUGCACAGAUCUGAGAAUCAUCACACUGUCCUGCAAGUUCAAGACGAUCCAGAAAUAUCAAAUGUUCUGGAAGAAAAUCCACUUUGCAAGGACAGUACAUCUAACUGCAAUUUAGUGGCACAAGCUCGGCUGUGCAGUUACCAGUUUUACCAUCAGCUGUGCUGUCAAUCGUGUUCCAGAGCUAAGCAAGAUCUCGAAUGAAAAUCUGAAAUUCUGUCGAUCAACUAAAUGUAUCGUAAAUGCAAAUUUAAAGCAUCGAUGAUUGAUCGAAUCAUUGAACGUAACUUUAUGAUAUUAUACGUGUCGUAGAAUUACUUACUCUUGCACUGCCUGAUGAAAGAUUUUUAACGCCAAGUUUUAUGUAUAGAAAUGAUAUUAGAUAUUAGAUUUCCUAAAGUAAAUAAUGAAAUAAUUAUUAUAAAUAAUCCAUAGGUUUAUGAAUAAGCUUGGAUUAAACUUUUAUAAAAGUUAAUAAAUUAUAACAAUUGUCAACGUUUUAUAACGUUUUGAAAAGUAGAUUAUUUAUCGAAUUAUAUACGUAUAGCUUUAAUUGUAAUUUUAUAGAAACGAUGAUAUUAAUGUAUAAUUAUUUAUGAUUAAUCUAUCUGUGAAAAUCGUUCGAGCUUUUUAUUUAAUAUUGAAAAUAAGUGUUAGAUUAAAUUAAAAUGAAAGGAAAAUUUAGUAAAUUUUAAUAUUCAAAAGGAAAUCACGAGAUCGUCGACGAGAAAUUAUAGACUGAUCGCAUAAAUUAACGCAACAUUGGCAUUUAAUUUGUAUUAUUUUCCAUAGUUAUUAUUUGCUAUAAUAAAGUUUAUGCUUUCUAUCUUC